AUGUACUCUAGCGACAAACUAGAUAAGAUCCGAACAUGGCUUUCCCCAUCCGAUCCAUCUACCAAUCUCCACAAAGCGCGCAGACAGCGCUAUCAAGGGACUGGACAGUGGUUUCUCGAAAGUCAUGAAUAUGCGAAGUGGAAGAAGGAGCGGAACUCCUUCCUUUGGCUAAACGGCAUUCCCGGCUGCGGCAAGACGGUCCUCAGCUCCUCCGUCGUAGCCGAUCUUGAACAGAGCGUCAGCUCUUUGAGCCUGUUAUACUUCUAUUUCGACUUCAACGACGCCACAAAGCAAUCCACGGACGACGCACUUCGGUCACUCAUUGAUCAGCUUUACAACCAGCGAACAGAGCUGCAGAAGGAGGUCGACGCUCUUUUCUCGUCCUGUAAAAACGGACGUCGACAACCAGAGAGUGCAUCACUGUUCAAGACUUUUCGGAGUUUGCUUCAGCAGGCUGGCGAAACUUGGAUAGUGCUUGAUGCAUUAGACGAAUGUCACAAACGAAACGACGGGCUCACCGGCGGCCUACUUCCGUGGAUUCGAGGUCUUCGUGAUGCCAGCCUCAACGUUCACCUCCUGGUAACGAGCCGGCCGGAACAAGACAUCAGGAGCUCUAUCGAGAGCUGGUCUCAAGUGGGGGAGGUUAUUUCCCUCCAGAAUGGUCGAACAUCGAACGAUAUCAACGCCUACAUUAAGGCACAAACAGCGGAGAUGUCUAGGUGGGAAGACCGGCCUGAUAUCCGGGAGAAGAUCGAGUCUGAAUUAAGCCAGAAGGCAAAUGGAAUGUUCCGUUGGGUGUCUUGCCAGAUCGACGUUCUCAGGGAGUGCCUUGCCCCUAAAUCCGUUUUCAGGGAGUUGAAUAAUCUUCCACCAACGCUCGAUGCGACGUACGCAAGGAUUUUGCAAAAUAUUCGGCCAGAACACAUGGACUGUGCAAAACGACUGUUACAGUUCCUCGCCUACUCAGAACGGCCACUCCGCAUUGAAGAGGCCGUUGACGCACUCGCGGUCGAUCCUGACUGCCAGCCCCGAUUCGAUCCACGAAAUCGGAUGCCAGAUGCUGAAGAAGUGGCGAGGUACUGCUCGAGUCUUGUGGUUCUAGUCAGACAAGAAGACCAUCGGAGCGGGACGAUGAUUGUCGAAAUACAACUCGCACACUUCUCUGUCCAAGAAUACCUCGUUUCCGCUCGAGUACAUGAAUCCAUGGCAGCGGAUCUCGAAAAGACCAACGCAAAGGCAGAGAUUGUGCGGGUUUGUCUCUCGUACCUAAUCGACAACGCUUCCAGAGAUACGCUUCAAGAAACAGAAGGAACACCGUUGGCAAACUUCGCAGCACAGUACUGGUCAACAUAUGCGGUGGACGUCGAACUGUCUAGGAAGGAGGUUCUUUCGGAAGUGGACGAAUAUUUCUCUUCAGAGGUUGCCUUCCAAUUCGGCCACGAUCUUUGCGAUACGGACAACCAGUGGGGCCGCCAGGAUGAAAUCCAGCGGUGGGGCCCGGGUAGACGUCAUGCGCCCACGGCUCUUUACUUCGCCUCGUUUGUUGGUCUGUUCCAUUCUGUCCAGAUGCUGCUUGACAAGGGAGCAGAUAUUGAUGCCGAGAGCGGACCCUACGGCAACGCUCUCCAAGCUGCCUCAUCUAGAGGCCACAGAGAAGUUGUGCAACUCCUACUAGACAAAGGCGCCAACAUCAACGCACAGGGCGGCUACUACCGCAACGCUCUCCAAGCUGCCUCAUUUAGAGGCCACAGAGAAGUUGUGCAACUCCUACUAGACAAAGGCGCCGACAUCAACGCACAAGGCGGCUACUACAGCAACGCUCUCCAAGCUGCCUCAUACGGGGGCGACAGAGAAGUUGUGCAACUCCUACUAGACAAGGGCGCUGACGUCAACGCGCAGGGCGGCGACUACGGCAACGCUCUCCAAGCUGCCUCACAUGAAGGCCACAGAGAAAUUGUGCAACUCCUACUGGACAACGGCGCUGACGUCAACGCGCAGGGCGGCUUGUUCGGCAACGCUCUCCAAGCUGCCUCAUACGGGGGCGACAGAGAAGUUGUGCAACUCCUACUAGACAAGGGCGCCGAUGUCAACGCGCAGGGCGGCUUGUUCGGCAACGCUCUCCAAGCUGCCUCAUCCUGGGGCCACAGAGAAAUUAUACAACUCCUACUGGACAACGGCGCCGAUGUCAAUGCGUGGGGCGGCGUCUAGUACGUCCCUAGAGCCCGCCAGAGAUAUCACACCCAUCUACGUUGCGACCUCUCGGUACAUCCGGUCAUCGUAGACCAAGAAUAUAGGACUAUGUUAAUAGCUAUCUAAUGACCCUAAUUUCAAGUUACCUCUUAACAUCGUUUGUGCUGAUUGCCAAACAAGGC
This is a messenger RNA of Microdochium trichocladiopsis, 2372 nucleotides long. Its product is annotated as ankyrin repeat-containing domain protein. NCBI's taxonomy places the organism in Eukaryota, Fungi, Ascomycota, Sordariomycetes, Xylariales, Microdochiaceae. The transcript has 2 exons. The record is from RefSeq and is a predicted model, not a curated record. Gene Ontology annotation, molecular function: protein binding. Bases 1 to 2208 code for a protein of 735 amino acids.